Numida meleagris (helmeted guineafowl) is the source of this 433-nucleotide messenger RNA. RefSeq names its product solute carrier family 48 member 1 (gene SLC48A1). Gene Ontology annotation, biological process: heme transport. The record is from RefSeq and is a predicted model, not a curated record. Gene Ontology annotation, molecular function: heme transmembrane transporter activity; heme binding. Gene Ontology annotation, cellular component: plasma membrane; lysosomal membrane. Lineage: Eukaryota; Metazoa; Chordata; Aves; Galliformes; Numididae.
GUGUUCUGGCGCUCUGGGCCCUAAUCACGCAUGUGAUGUAUGUGCAGGAUUACUGGAGGACCUGGUUAAAAGGGCUGAGGUUCUUCCUCUUCAUCGGGAUCCUCUUCUCAGCUCUCUCCGUGGUUGGAUUCUGCACCUUCCUCGUCCUGGCCAUCACCCAGCACCAGUCCCUGACUGAUCCCAGGAGCUACUACCUGUCGUGUGUCUGGAGCUUCAUCUCUUUGAAAUGGGCCUUCCUGCUCAGCUUGUACGCCUACCGGUACCGCAACGAGUUUGCAGACAUCAGCAUCCUCAGUGACUUCUGACGCUCGGAACUCGGCUCCUGUCUGAAGGUGCUGGAUGUCUCAGCUGCCCCCCCAGAGGCCUGGUCCAUGCACGGGGGUGUGCAGGAGGCAGAGGAGGAAGCCACCCAGUGCUGCUUGGUUUGUCUGUC